AUGUUGAUGGAUUACCUCCGACACAGGCGCGACUGGCAUGUCUACGCAGUUUCAUCAUUUGAGGAACGGGUCGACCGAAUUCGAGCCGUCAAGUCCUACCAUGGCCCCUUCAGCGUUCUAGACAGGGAGAUUGUCAAUAAGACCAUUCAGGAGCUGGUCAAGGAGGUUCACGAACACCCCAGUAAAGCCACGCAGAUCCUCAACACCUACGGCAAGGUCGCCCUCCGGGCCCACGAAAAGACCAACUGCGUCACGGAAAUUCUCCUCGACUCGGCCGAGAAGUGGGUGACGGACGGCUCGAUUAAUCUCAAGGGUCCCUUGGCCGGCAUCCCAGUGAGCUUGAAAGACACGGUUGACGUCACUGGCUACGACAGCACGGUCGGUUACAGCCGCUUCGUCGGUAUCAAGGCCACCGACGGGCCGACUGCCCGCAUUCUGAAGGAUGCCGGCGCUGUCCCCUACGUCAAGACCAACGUCCCCAUCACCCUCCUCAGCUUCGAGUCCGCAAACGAUGUCUGGGGCACGUCAACCAACCCCUACAACAAGAACUACACGCCCGGCGGCUCCACCGGUGGCGAAGGUGCUCUGCUGGCGCUCGGUGGUAGAAUUGGUGUCGGGAGCGAUGUCGCGGGUAGUGUUCGCUGCCCGGCGCACUUUUCCGGCAUCUACGCUCUCAAGUGCUCGACCGGUCGCUGGCCGAAGCUGGGCACGCGCACCAGCAUGCCCGGCCAGGAUGGCAUUCCUGCCGUGUACAGCCCCAUGGCCCACACCCUCGACGACCUCGCCUACUUUACGCGCUCCAUUGUCCAAAUGAAGCCUUGGAACUACGACCACUCUGUCCACCCCAUCCCGUGGCGACUGGAGGUCGAGGAGGCUUAUGCCGCCAGGAAGACGCUCCGGGUCGGCGUCAUGCCAACGGACCGUGUCGUCGACCCCAGCCCUGCUUGUGCUCGCGCUCUCGACAGGACGGUCAACGCCCUCCGGGCCAAGGGCCAUGAAAUCAUCGACAACAUUACCCCCCCAGAGCCAUACGAGGCCUUGCAGCUGGCUUCACAGCUGCUCGACGACGACGGUGUCCAGACGGCCAUGUCGUUUUUCCGUGCUGGUGAAGGAAAUGACCGCGGGGUGGCCCGAAUGCGGUUCUACUUUCGCCUUCCUCGUAUCGUAAAGUAUGCGCAUUACCUCUGGGUUAGAUACGUCCGCCGUGAUACAGUUUGGGCCGGCCUCCUUGUCAACUGGCACCCCAAGACCACCUACCAGUACUGGCAGCUGAUUGCCAAGCGUGAGGCAUACAAGCGCCAAUGGUUCGAUUUCUGGGAGGAGGAGGGAUUCGAUUUCAUCAUCACGCCCCCGAAUGCUACCCCUGCUGUUCCUCAUGGCGGCAUGCACGAUGCAUGCAGCAGCUGCGGCUACACGUUUCUUUUCAACCUGCUUGAUUACACGGCUGGUGUCCUCCCAGUAACGCACGUGGACAAGGUCAAGGACCGGCUGCCCGAGGGCUUCGACGUCGGCAAGCUCAACGGCGUGGCCCGCGGCGCAUACAAGCACUACAACGCCGACGACAUGCACGGACUGCCGGUCGGCGUCCAAGUGGUUGGACGAAGAUUGGAGGAGGAAAAGGUCCUUGCGUUGAUGAAGAGAGUGGACGAUGCCCUCGGCGAUGACAAGUUCAAGCUGCUGGAGCUGGACUAA
Cordyceps militaris CM01 is the source of this 1692-nucleotide messenger RNA. RefSeq names its product acetamidase. The transcript is spliced from 3 exons. The coding region runs from base 1 to 1692 and encodes 563 amino acids. The record is from RefSeq and is a predicted model, not a curated record. Lineage: Eukaryota; Fungi; Ascomycota; Sordariomycetes; Hypocreales; Cordycipitaceae.